CUGAAAGACUGUCAAGUACAAUUAAUAUUUAUGUCGACAAACGAGUUAAUUUUAUAUACGAACGUCCUCUCUCCUUAUUCUAGAACUGUCAUGGGUGUGCUAGCUUUGUUGGAGAUAGAGUAUAAGGAGCAUAUCAUCAAUCCGUUCAAAGGAGAGCAGAAGACUGAGUGGUAUAAGAAAAUCAACCCUAAGAUGAAGAUACCGGCAAUUAAGGAUGGAGAUCAUUGCAUGGGAGAGUCAAUUGACAUUUGUAAGUAUCUUGUGGAAACCAGGAAGCUGAAGACUCCUGUCUGGCCUGUGGACGAUCAGGAGAAGACUGAUCAGAUGGAAAAGGAUCUGGCCAAGAUAGAUGAGCUGGGCGCAGCUACUGGAGAUGUUGCUUUCAAAUGCUUCUUCGCUAAAGCACUAGGACAGAAGCUACCUCCUCCAAACGAAAAGAAAAAGUAUUUGGAUGUCCUUUACAGAGUGUAUGAUGGAUUAGAAGCUACUCUUAAGCAAAGAAGGACUCAGUUCUUCAACUCUGAUGACCAUCCUGGGCUCCAAGACUACCAAUGCUACAAUUUGUUCAGGCAAGUUAUUGACAUAGGCUUGGCUAAGCUCGACAAGCACCCUCUUCUUCAGCAGUGGGUGACUGCUUGUGGUAAAGUCCCAAGCAUCGCAGCUGUGAACGUGAAGCUGAACAAGGAAAUGAAGAAAGUGAAGUUUUUAAUGAAAUGGGUGUUGCCUAUAAUGAGAUGCCUCACUUGUAAAUGUUGCUGCUAA
Moneuplotes crassus is the source of this 762-nucleotide messenger RNA. NCBI's taxonomy places the organism in Eukaryota, Ciliophora, Spirotrichea, Euplotida, Euplotidae. The record is from the annotation of a GenBank genome assembly.